CAGAAACUUCACCGGCGCGUCGUUUCACCACCGGAUUUUCCUCAUGAGUCGCCGUGGAGGUCAUGUUCACUUUUCACUCGGGCUGUCGCUUCUGCUUGGCUGGGGGCUCUCCUUUGCCAGGGUGAACUAUUGGCAGAAGCAGUGGGAUGCGAGCAACGUCUACAAGGAGUUUGAGAAGAGACGGAUCCGGAAGUUCACGGAAGCAGGAUACCAUGUGGGACACGUCACCCAUCAGGAAGGUGUGCAGCUGGGCAAGGACGGCGAGAACCUUGCAGUUGACCCCAAAGCCAUGGAACAACUCGCCAAAGAACCAGUGGUUUUGAGGUUAGACAGAUCCGGACGAGCCAUCAAGGAGGGAGACAAAGUCGAUGGGUUCAUGCCCUGGUCAUUGAAAGAUAGUCAAGGAUUACACUCCGCCCAGGCACCGAAAGGUUGGGAGGACUUUUAUGCCAGAUACGGCAAAAUGGACAAGGGUGUCGAGGGCACCUUGGGCCCAAGAGCCCUCACUGAGCUCCAGUCCAACCUGGCACAAUACGAUGGCAAGGACGACUUCCGCGUGAUCCGGACCUUGUCAUGGGCAGGUGGUGUAGAUGGUGGUGGACCUACAUCUAUCAUGUUAAUCGGCAUGGGCGACAUGUCCACGCGCUCGGCACGUCUGGCGGCACGAGCUGUGUACGAGGUCCAACCCUCCGGCUUGAUGGUGGAGCUUUGCCGCGAGCGCAUUGGCAAGCAGUUGGUGAUGCCGCGCGAGCAUAAGGAGGCCGUGGCCAACUAUGCUCGUGGUUUCGCCACCACAAAUCCUCAUCGACACCAUGCCUGGCUGCAUCAUUUAGACAACAUUCAGGGUGAUGCGGAGGCCUUAAACCAAUGGACCAAGGGCCAACCUUAUGGUGAUGCUGUUCAAGAAUUCGCUUCUCAACCACCUGGCCCCAUUCCGCGACUCUUGUGUCUGGGAGAUGUUCGCAGCUCCACCAUGGAACGCCUUCAACGUGAGUAUGGCAACGAAUCCAUGACGCAGGAGUCCACACGUUCCUCUCGCGCUAGGCAAAUGGCGCGAGGAAUCAUCUCCAUGGCUGCUGGUGGCCACAAGGUGAUUUUGGCCCUUAUGGACACCGACCAUCUGGGACCUGUGAGCUCCUGGCUCGAGCGAGCGGGCGCGCGGAUGCUCGCGGUCGCAGAUGCCUCAGACAUUGAGAGCAAUCGCGAGAGCCUCAAUGCCGAUAUCAAGCUAGGGCUUCAAAGGGAUAAGGGCUCCCCGCAGGAAGCUCAACUCCAGGCCUCCAAGGUCCUUGCACAGGCAAAGUAUGCCCUGGAAUUGGACUCGCCAGUCCCAUUGGGUUUCUUUCUCAAUGAGGAGGGCAUCCAAUUUCUCGAGCAUCGCAAGCGCCGGCUUCUGCAGUUGACUCGCUUGAAAGACCUUGUCCGACACACGAAGAAGAGAAAGAACUGGGAGACAGCAGAAGAGCUCUAUGUGGUAUUACCGGGAGAUAAGAUUCCUGGGCCUGAGAGCAACUUACCAGGUCAAGAGCCAGUGGGCCUUCGCUUUGAGAUGGACCGCCUGGAGAUUCCGGAUCAUUACCUUCGGGACGCUGGCAUGGAAUCUUACGCAGACGAUCUCUGGCAGAACCUCCUCGCCAGUGGCCAGGCAGCUGAAGCAAAGGAUCCAGCUGAACUCACCUGGUGGGCAGCUGGUGCCAUUGAUGUGGAGGCAGAAAACAUGCAAGAGAUGGCCUGGGAAUACCAAUGAAAAUUAAA
Messenger RNA from Cladocopium goreaui, 1755 nucleotides. The record is from the annotation of a GenBank genome assembly. NCBI's taxonomy places the organism in Eukaryota, Dinophyceae, Suessiales, Symbiodiniaceae.